GAUGAACCAAAACGGCUGUGCUUACUUUACUGCUAUUCCGUUGCGAUUCUCGGAUGGGUAGAGAUUGUGCAAAUGGCGCCUGAUUUAUGGCGAUCUGGACGGUACCGUGCUUGCUCUAAUUGCCAGGUGCCUAGCGGCGCAGCCCCAAGCUCUCAGCCACAGAUUCAUUUCGAGGAUCGUGCCUUCGAAACGGGCAGACACGCUUUAGUUUGUGUUUAGCUUUUGCAAGGACCAAUUUUAUUGUACUUCGAAUUGCUUUGAAUUUCCAUAUUAUUGGUAUAUGUGUGAAAUUGUGCGAGUCUUCAGUACUGUAAAGCAGAUCAUAGUUCUGCAUCACAAUCACCAACUUUCUCGUCCCCGUGUCGCUCCUCCCCAGGGCGACACGGGCGAACCCCAAACCCUAGCCACCGGGUCCGCCUCCCCUCACCUCCCUGCCUCGCUGCCGCUGGAGCGGCCACCGGUAAAGCCGGCCAGCUGCCAUGACGGCGGCAGCGGGGCUUCCCCUGGCCCAGGCAGCUCCGGUUGGGGGACCAGGGCAGCAGAAGGGUGGGGUGGAGCGCGCAGCGGCGGCGGCGGCGGCAGGCCAGGGCGCGCGGCGACGUCGGCUGGCCGAGGCGCGUGACGGCGUGGCAGGCCAGCUCACGCGCGGAGGCUGCGGCAGCAGAUCUGCGCGAGUGUGCGUGGCGGCGGCGUGGCGGGCCAGUGCGCGCGCUGGUGGUCGACGGCUGACCAGCGCGGAGGCUGCGGAGCCCGCGCUUGCUGGCGGCUGCUUUCAAGUCGGCAGCAGCAGCCGGAGGCCCGGCAGUCGGAGGAGCGCGAGGGUGAGACUCAGAUCUGCUGGCGGCCACGCUGGCAACGGCGGGCCUGAGGGCAGGCAACGGGGAAGGAGGAGGAGGAGCCGACGGCCGGUGCCCACGCCGGCGGUGGAGGGCCUGAGGGCAAGCAAUGACGACGGCGGGGAAGGAGGAGGAGCCAUUGGGGGCAGCUGACGACGCCGGAGUCUUGUGGCCUCCGCGACACGGCGCGCCGGAGCCUGAGCGGCAAUGUCUCCGGCAUCCAGAUGGUUGUGCGAAGGGAGCUGGCGGCGGUGGGUCGUCUUCAUCGUUGCCGGUACAACAUCCAUUGCGCAGAAAGUACUCACCAUUACUUGAAAGUUCUCUAUUACCUGGUGGAAAUGGUUUGACUACACAUGAUUGGAUGGCUGUUCCAGACAUUUGGAGGACAGCAGCAGAAAAAUAUGCUGACCGUGUAGCUUUGGUAGAUCCUUACCAUGAACCUCCUUCAGAAUUGACUUAUAAGCAGCUUGAACAAGAAAUAUUGGAUUUUUCUCAAGGUCUAAGGGUUAUUGGAGUUGCUCCAGAUGAAAAGGUAGCCCUUUUUGCUGACAACUCAUGCCGAUGGCUAGUUGCAGACCAAGGAAUCAUGGCUACUGGUGCUAUCAAUGUUGUUAGAGGAACAAGGUCUUCUGAUGAAGAAUUAUUUCAAAUAUACACUCAUUCAGAAAGCAUUGCACUUGUUGUGGACAGUCCUCAAUUCUUUAACCGGCUUGCAGAAUCUUUUAUUUCGAGGAUUAACGCAGGAUUUGUUGUGCUACUUUGGGGUGAGAAAUCAUGCCUAAACAGUGAAGCUGUGAAUGGAAUACCACUUUAUGACUUCAAGGAUAUCACUCAACUUGGACACGAAAGCCGUAAUACAUUGCGUCAGUCUCGUGAACAAGAUCAGCAAGUUGUCUUUGAAACUAUUACCCCAGAUGAUGUUGCCACACUAAUAUAUACCAGUGGAACAAGUGGAGCACCAAAAGGAGUGAUGCUUACUCACCGAAAUCUCUUGCAUCAGAUAAAAAAUUUGUGGGAUUUCGUGCCAGCAGUACCUGGUGAUAGGUUCCUAAGCAUGCUUCCACCAUGGCAUGCGUAUGAACGUGCUAGCGAGUACUUCAUCUUCACUUACGGAAUUCAACAAGUUUACACAACUGUGAAGUACCUCAAGGAAGAUUUGCAACAGUACCAACCUCAAUACAUUGUAUCAGUACCACUGGUUUAUGAGACUCUCUACAGCUCAAUACAGAGACAGAUAAAUUCCAGUUCAACUGCUCGAAAAGUCAUCGCUCUUGCACUUAUUAAGAUAAGUUUGCUGUAUAUGGAGGCAAAGAGGAUAUAUGAGGGAACAGUCCUGUCAAACAAUCCCGUCAAACAAUCAUUUAUUGUUUAUAUGGUCAAUUGGCUAUCGGCAAGCAUUGUUGCUGGACUUCUGUGGCCUUUGCAUAAUCUGGCAAAUAAGUUAGUCUACAAGAAAAUCCAUUCUGCAAUUGGGAUUUCAAAGGCUGGCAUUAGUGGUGGUGGAAGUCUUCCAAUGCAUGUGGACAGAUUUUUCGAGGCCAUUGGAGUCAAAGUGCAAAAUGGCUAUGGCCUAACAGAGACCUCCCCUGUUGUAGCUGCUAGACGGCCAUUCUGUAAUGUUCUUGGCACGGUUGGCCACCCAGUAAAGCACACUGAAAUCAAGAUUGUGGACAUAGAGACUGGUGAGGUUAUCCCAGAUGGUUCAAAGGGGGUUGUGAAAGUCAGAGGACCUCAAGUGAUGAAGGGAUAUUACAAGAAUCCAUCAGCUACAAACAAAGUUUUGGAUCAAGAAGGUUGGUUCGACACAGGGGAUAUAGGUUGGAUUGCACCUCACUGUCCAACAGGGUCAAGUCGGAAGUGUGGAGGGAUGCUUGUUCUUGAAGGGCGUGCAAAAGAUACAAUAGUUCUUACAACAGGUGAAAAUGUUGAACCUGCUGAGAUUGAGGAAGCAGCCAUCAGGAGUGACUUGAUUAAUCAGAUAGUUGUUGUUGGCCAGGACAAGCGGCGACUUGGUGCUAUUAUUGUUCCCAACUAUGAUGAAGCUCUAGCUACAGCUAAAAGAAAGUCCAUACUUGAUGGGACUAACGAACUAGCCAAAGACAAGGUUUUGAACUUGCUGUAUGAUGAGCUGAGAACUUGGACUUCCGGUUGCUCCUUCCAAAUUGGCCCGAUUCUAAUUGUCGACGAACCAUUUACGGUGGAUAAUGGUUUACUAACACCAACUUUGAAGAUAAGGAGGGACAAAGUGACAGCCAAAUACAAUAAAGAGAUCGAUGGGUUGUACAAGUGAUGUGGAUUGUGGAGUGAGCAUGAGUACAUACAGUAGGUUGCAUUUUCCUUUGUCUCUUGGAGACAUCUCUUGUUCAGACAGUAGUAGCUAGUUGAGGACUUGAGGAUACAAUAAUGCAACCAAUUUUUGGAGUGAGAUGGAAUAAGGCUGCCGAUUCGGUAUUUAGGCAUUAUUUCUCCUUCGUAACGAUGUGAUCUCACCACGAUGAUUGCAUGGGGACGAUUGAUGGGUGGACGAUGCACUGUGGUACCGUGACUGUAUUUCAUGGAAUCGACAUUACUACGAGUUGUGAUAAUUUAGCCUUAAGCCUUACGCAGAGAACACAAGUUCGAGAAAA
Molecule: messenger RNA, 3463 nt
Organism: Oryza brachyantha (malo sina)
Lineage: Eukaryota; Viridiplantae; Streptophyta; Magnoliopsida; Poales; Poaceae
Product: probable acyl-activating enzyme 16, chloroplastic
Exons: 18
Coding region: 946-3126 (726 amino acids)
Biological process (GO): fatty acid elongation
Cellular component (GO): chloroplast
Molecular function (GO): long-chain fatty acid [acyl-carrier-protein] ligase activity
Source: RefSeq, a predicted model, not a curated record